This is a messenger RNA of Cajanus cajan (pigeon pea), 724 nucleotides long. The record is from RefSeq and is a predicted model, not a curated record. Lineage: Eukaryota; Viridiplantae; Streptophyta; Magnoliopsida; Fabales; Fabaceae.
AUGACAAUAGAACCUCAAUUGGCUACAGAGGACAGCACCAGUGAUGAAGAGAAAUUCAAAACAAGAGAUGGAGAAAAAGAUGAUAUCACAAGUGACAUGCUAGUAGACACUUUGGAAGAAUCAAUCAGGAUGAUUUGUCGUUUCAUUAGAGCUGAUAAAGAUGCAUCUAGCUUGAUCCAUAAAGGUCCUAGAGAAACUCAAGUAAAGCUCCAAGAUCCUGCAGAUUCAGAAUUCCUUAUGGAGAUUCAAGCAGAACUUCGAAAGAAGGAAAAGAGACUUAAUGAAUUCUUGAAGAGCAGAAGUAGCAUACUGAAGAAGUUCCAAAAGCAUGAGGAAGGUGGUAGAGAUCAUUUUCUUUACCUUUUCCCUCGAGGAGACAUGAAAUUGAUUUGGAGAGUGUUGAACAUGUCGAAAAUAACAAGGGAUCAACUAGCAUGGUGUCGUAAUAAACUAAAUAAUAUCAACUUUGUAAACAGAAGGAUACAUAUAGAACCAUCUUUCUUACUUUUUCCUUGUCAAUAAUUAUUUGCUAGUUUUUUUUUCUUUUUCUUUUUGUAUAUAUGUUGCUUCACAUAUAGAAGGCCAUUGUGCAUGCAGACAAAGUUUUAUUUAAGCAUAAUUUAUGAUGAAUUAGAAUCAGAAUAAGGUAUGAUUCUUAUGUAAAUAAAGAAACCAUCUUCAUGUUUUGAGACAGUCUAAUAAAAUGCGUGUAGAGUUUUGUUUA